Molecule: messenger RNA, 1086 nt
Organism: Chaetomium globosum CBS 148.51
Lineage: Eukaryota; Fungi; Ascomycota; Sordariomycetes; Sordariales; Chaetomiaceae
Exons: 2
Coding region: 1-1086 (361 amino acids)
Source: RefSeq, a predicted model, not a curated record
AUGUUGGACCCCUUUUGCCCUGUUACCGGCAAACGCCACCCUGUACCCGGCUCCGCCAAGUUCACGGAGGUCUGCAAGAGAUGCAAGACUACGCUCCUGCUCGACCUCGUUUCUGACGACGACUCGGAUCAUGGAAUUUCAGCCAAUUCUGCCCUAACCCCUGUUUCGCCUGUCGCUAUACCUCCUGCCCAACCUAGCCAGUCUGUCCAGCCUACCCAGUCGACUCCUGAUAUUACAACUACCCCUCGUCCAUCUCAAGCGGGGCAGGCACUUACUGGGUUCAACAAAGCUCACUCAACUGCUCUUGCCGAACGCAACUCUCCAAACCCAAACGUCAAGCCUGUUCAACCUUCUCCAGUUGUGAUCUCAAUUACACUGGAGGUCUUCGCUGCAGAUGUGGAUGUUGUCACCAUCGGGGGGCAGGAGACUCGUCGAUGGACUGAAGUUGGCUCAAUCAGCUCUUGUCUUCCAGUCCAAGUGCCUCUUGAUCAGCACUUUGCCAAUCACGAACACAUUAUCCGGUACUUGCUUGACAAUGCCUGCAGGGCCAAGAAGUUUGCACCAUCUGAGUUUCGAUUCAUCGGCAAACUCUCAGCUGGCAAGAACAAGAAAGUAUCUGAGAUGACUAGCCUUGAUCCAGAGAGACCUGUCACAUUCCGUGACCUUCACAAGGCAACAACAAAUAGGGGGAAUGUCAAGCCUGAUGAGAAUGUGUCUCUGUAUCUCCUCAAGGAGAAACUAUACCCUGUCGUACGGGAGGAAAGGGAGGACCUAGCUGUCAAGAAGACAGCAAAACGUGCUCGAUCAGAUACCCAGGGGUUAACAGCCAUUGCGUCAAGCUCGAAGCUUGUGGGGGGUCUUUCUGUCUUGUCGAAGAAGGCUAAGUUAGAGCAGGACAAGGUGACAAAGAAGGAUCAGGAGGAAAGAGUUAAGGAGGAGCCUGAGACUAGCGAGUCUGAAGCCAAUGAUGACAAGCUGAUCGGUACAAUUAAGGAUGAUCUAACCGGAAGAAGCUUGAUGCGCAAGACGUGGCGUAAUGUGGCUGAAUACAAUCUUAUUCCCGCUGUUGCAUGCGAAGUGGAUUAA